This is a messenger RNA of Vicia villosa (hairy vetch), 1550 nucleotides long. Its product is annotated as F-box/FBD/LRR-repeat protein At4g26340-like. Gene Ontology annotation, molecular function: protein binding. The transcript has 2 exons. Lineage: Eukaryota; Viridiplantae; Streptophyta; Magnoliopsida; Fabales; Fabaceae. The coding region runs from base 217 to 1386 and encodes 389 amino acids. The record is from RefSeq and is a predicted model, not a curated record.
AACGACAUCUCUCGUUCUCUUGUUCGCGAAAACGAAUGUGCAGAUACGCCGCCUGUACCCGGAACGAGUUCGCUCGGCCUCUGAAACUCCAACGCCCGCCGUUACUAAAACUCUUACCCAAACCCUAAUUAGGUUUUCUAAUAAUCCUAUAUAUUGCUGCAGCAAUGAUGAUAAUCCUCUACUCUUGCUUCCUUGCCCCAUUCACAGUUAGAGAUCAUGGCUUCUGGCCGUUCAAUUCCAACCGUCAAUAGAAUCAGCGACUUGCCGGACUCAAUCAUCUCUCACAUUAUCUCCUUCCUUCCAAUCAAAUUCGCUGCAACCACAUGCAUUCUCUCUAAGAGAUGGAAACUGGUAUGGCUGUAUGUCCUUAUUCUCAACUUCGAUGACAAAGCAUUCAAUAACUUUGCCACGUUUCGCAAGUUUGUUUAUUCAACCAUGUUCUCCUUGCGAGAUAAAAACACUUCAAUCCAAUCCUUUACCUUAAAACUAGGCUCCUCUUGUCGCUUCCAACAAAGAGAAUUGAAUAGAAUUCUUAAAUUUGUGAUGCAAAGAGGAGUCAAGAAUCUUAACUUUGACAUGUUUGGUAGACAUUGUUAUAUCAAAUUACCUCCUCGCAUUCUUAGUUGUAAGACUCUUCAAAUUAUUAAGUUGGUCAACAUAAAAAUGUGGGAUUUUGAUCAAGUGAAUUUUCCUUGUCUCAAAAUUCUUCAUCUUGAUAGCGUUGAUUUCACAUCUCCUAAAUAUUUUGUCAAGUUUCUAUAUGGCUGCCCUAUUCUAGAAGAAUUGAAUGCAACAUCUCAUAUCUAUCAGGAAUCACUUGUUUUGGAGAACUUGAAUGCUUUACCUAAUUUGGUUAAAGUAAGGACUUAUUAUGAUAUGGAUAAUCUGAUGACUCUGGUUUGUAAGGCAAAGAUUUUGCAUAUAAGUCAGAUACAUGGGAUGACUUGGAAAACACUUCCCUUGUUUCACAAUUUGACACACAUGUUACUUGAUUCUUUUCAUAGCUCAUCACGGGAGAGGAGGGACUGCAGGUCGUUAGUAGAAAUACUCCCACAUUUUCCCAAUCUUCAAUAUUUUGAGAUUUGGUUUAAAUUUUCAAAUUUUCCGGGUAAAAUAAUUUGUUCUGAAUGUUUAAUGGUUCCACCCAAUCCCACCAUUGCUCCAGAAUGUCUUUUGUCACAGCUUAAAUCAUUUAGCAUUAAAGGGUACACAGGGAGAGAAUGCGAGUUCAACUUUGUGAAAUAUAUCAUGCAUCAUUCCAAAGUAUUAGAGACUAUGUCUGUCAGGAAGAGUACCCUGAGUACCUGCCUUGAAAAGGAACAAAUGCUUAUAAAGUUAUCUUCAUGCACAAGGAGCUCUACAAAUUGUAAACUUAUUUUUGGUUGAUGAUGAUUGUUUCGUCGUGGUUCUUUUUGAAGAAUGUUAUGGUUUGUCAUAAAAGAAAUUUCCAGAAGUAAUAUCAUAUACUUUUUCUUUGAGAGACCAAUUCACGUAAUCAAAGUACUUUUUAUUUAUUUUAUUGUGUGGUGUAAUCCGGUUGCUAAUUUUAU